This is a messenger RNA of Symbiodinium pilosum, 1350 nucleotides long. NCBI's taxonomy places the organism in Eukaryota, Dinophyceae, Suessiales, Symbiodiniaceae. The record is from the annotation of a GenBank genome assembly.
AUGGCAGCGGCUGUGGCGCAUCCUGACCUUGGGUCGUUUCCGUCCAGGUCAUCGUCAAGGUGUUCGCGUGGCUUUGCAAUUUCAGCUCACCCCAAGGCUGCGGAGGAGGUGGCUGACCUGCGACCUGCGGCAGUGGCUCAUCUGCACAAGCUGCACAGCCGGCUGCGAGGCGGUGGUGGCAAGGAUGCCAAGGCGAUGAAUGCGAUGGACGUGCGGGGCCAGCGCUUCCGGGUGGACAACGGUUUUCUCAGGGCGGACUCCAAAGGCCUGGGCUUUCGGAGGACGAAAGACCUGCAGGAUAUGAUUCCUGGAGCACUGGCCUUGUGGGGAAGCUGCGUUGCAGGCAUCGAUGAAGGAGACGGUUGGUUGCGAGUGGGUGCCAGAUUUCUGCCCAUGUUCGUUGGUGGCAUUCCGGUACUCUCGCCAGAGGCUGCAGGGUCAUGGUCCUGCGACACCUUGCCGAGCCCCGCGUCGCCCUCCUCGUUGAAGAGCGGAUCCAGUGCAGGUGCUUUCAUCUCAGAGACUGAGACACGACUUGCUCCACAGCUUCCGCUUCAGCCAAGAGAGAGGCCAUUGCCCUGGCCACACCCAGGGAUGGGCUGCCAGCCGACUCUUGCGAUGGCACUACCCAUGACGCAAGGGCUUUGGGAUUUUGGUGCGGGAAUCUGCGCUCUGCCCACGCCAUGCCGACUCUCAUCACAGCCGGCUUCUCCGGACUUCCGGGCUCUUUUUCGUGAGCUGGUCUCCUUACUCAAAAAGUGCCGAAAAAAGGUGGCUCGCGGAUCACAUCCGAGCAAGGAGCUCAUCGCGCUGGAGAGUCUGCAGAGGGCUGUUGCGGAGGAGGCGCAGCGCGGGAGCUGCGGAGCUUCCUGGCACUACCUUCUGCAGGAGUUGACGCUGACUCGACAAGCUUUGGAAGGCUCAGGAUCCUUGCCGGAAGGGAUCCUGGGUCAUUCCUUGCACUCUGGCAUUCUCUCCAGCCCUGCGCCUCUGGCAGCUCCAUCUCCUGCUGCCAGCCCGGAGGUUGCACAAUCGACAGAGCGUGCGGACUCGGAGUUUGAGGAGCCCAGCCUCGUGGCGGAGCUCCUGGCUGAGGCUUCAAGGGCAGGCGAUGAUGCAGAAGCCGCGGCUGCCGUGGCCGAGGUGGCCAGCCGGCCACGCCUAAGUCCCAGAAGGAGUCCGCGGCCACAGCGGCCACAGCGGGCACACAGCUACUCCCCAGGGGCUCGCCCAAGCCUGCAGAUCGCCCGGCCGCUUUCCAUCGAGGACCGCUGUUCCGAAUUGGAGAGCUGUGUGGCUCGAUCGCAGAAGGCCCGUGCUGAGCGGCAGCGGAUGGGCUGGCAUUCCUGA